CAUUUGUAGGCAGAUUUUGUUUCUUGCUUCUUCUUUCUGCCACUCUCUUUGCGUGGGGUGCUUUCAAUUUGAGUUGAGUGAUGAAGAGCACUUUGAAGGAGGAAGGUGAUGGCGUUCAGGACAUCAAUGGACAACACCGUGCUACAGAGAAGCAGCUCGUCACUCCAAGGACUUCCUCAGUUGCCAGUGGCUAUUCCUUGCUGAGGGAUCCCCGCCAUAACAAGGGGUUGGCAUUUACAGAGAAGGAAAGAGAUGCUCAUCAUUUACGGGGGCUUUUGCCGCCUGCCGUUGCUACUCAACAACUUCAGGAGAAGAGGUUGAUGCAGAACAUUAGACAAUAUCAACUUCCACUACAAAAAUUUAUUGCCAUGAUUGAACUUCAGGAAAGAAAUGAAAGGCUUUUCUACAAACUUCUUAUCGAGAAUGUCACAGAACUGCUUCCUAUUGUCUACACUCCCACAGUUGGUGAAGCUUGCCAAAAAUACGGAAGCAUCUUCAGGCGUCCUCAGGGUCUUUACAUCAGUUUGAAAGAGAAGGGUAAGAUCGUAGAAGUAUUGAAGAAUUGGCCCCAAAAGAGCAUCCAAGUAAUAGUCGUGACUGAUGGCGAGCGUAUUUUGGGUCUUGGUGAUCUUGGUUGUCAAGGAAUGGGGAUUUCAGUUGGGAAGCUUUCUUUAUACGCUGCACUUGGAGGUGUUCGUCCUUCUGCAUGUUUGCCUAUUGCAAUUGAUGUCGGGACAAACAAUGAGAAAUUGUUGAAUGAUGAAUUCUACAUUGGUCUUAAACAAAGAAGGGCAACUGGAAAGGAGUACUAUGAACUUGUACAUGAGUUUAUGAUGGCUGUUAAGCAGAAUUAUGGGGAAAAAGUUCUUAUUCAGUUUGAGGAUUUUGCCAACCAUAAUGCUUUCGAGCUACUGGCCAAGUAUCGCACAUCUCAUCUAGUUUUCAAUGAUGAUAUUCAGGGGACAGCGUCUGUUGUUCUUGCGGGAGUUGUUUCUGCUCUGAAACUCAUUGGUGGUACCUUGGCUGAUCACACUUUCUUGUUCCUUGGUGCUGGGGAAGCAGGAACUGGUAUUGCAGAGCUUAUAGCUUAUGAAGUAUCAAAACAGACAAAUGUUCCAAUUGAGGAGACCCGCAAGAAGAUCUGGCUUGUGGACUCGAAGGGAUUAAUUGUCCGCUCUCGUAAGGAUUCACUUCCACACUUCAAGAAGCCAUGGGCUCAUGAGCAUCAACCUGUUAAGGAUCUAUUAAGUGCUGUCAAGGCAAUUAAGCCAACAGUUUUGAUUGGAUCAUCUGGAGUUGGAAGGACAUUUACGAAAGAAGUCAUCGAGGCUAUGUCCUCCAUCAAUCAGAAACCUCUUAUAAUGGCUCUUUCCAACCCCACAUCUCAAUCUGAAUGCACUGCUGAAGAGGCUUACACUUGGAGUAAGGGCCGUGCAAUCUUUGCUAGCGGAAGUCCUUUCGAUCCAUUCAAAUACAAAGGGAAAACCUUUGUCCCUGGCCAGGCCAACAAUGCCUACAUAUUCCCUGGCUUCGGUUUAGGUAUCUUAAUUUCCGGAGCAGUUCGUGUGCAUGACGACAUGCUUCUGGCUGCCGCGGAAGCAUUGGCUGCCCAAGUCUCCAAAGAGAACUAUGACAAGGGGAUGAUCUACCCACCCUUCUCUAGCAUCCGAAAGAUCUCAGCACACAUUGCAGCUAAUGUGGCUGCCAAGGCAUAUGAACUUGGCUUGGCAACCCGUCGCCCGCGCCCGGCAGAUCUUGUCAAGUAUGCUGAGAGCAGCAUGUACAGCCCCGUCUACUAAACCGACCGAUAAACGUAACGAGAUCUCGAGCAGCAUGUGUGUUCUUAGGAGAGAACUUGAAGUGUUCCCAAAAUCUUUACUUGUAAUGGUAUAAUGUUUGUAAUGUUUUUGCUUCAUAAGUCAACUUCUUUAUUAAUGAAAUAAGCAUUUGGAUGAACUU
This is a messenger RNA of Cucurbita moschata (crookneck pumpkin), 1959 nucleotides long. Its product is annotated as NADP-dependent malic enzyme-like. Lineage: Eukaryota; Viridiplantae; Streptophyta; Magnoliopsida; Cucurbitales; Cucurbitaceae. The record is from RefSeq and is a predicted model, not a curated record. Gene Ontology annotation, biological process: malate metabolic process; pyruvate metabolic process. The transcript is spliced from 19 exons. Gene Ontology annotation, molecular function: NAD binding; malate dehydrogenase (decarboxylating) (NADP+) activity; malate dehydrogenase (decarboxylating) (NAD+) activity. The coding region runs from base 81 to 1799 and encodes 572 amino acids. Gene Ontology annotation, cellular component: chloroplast.